AUGUCAGAUUCCAACACAACCCACCUCACCAAUCCCUCCACCUUCAUCCUCCAGGGCAUUCCUGGCCUGGAGGCAGCCCAUGUCUGGAUCUCCAUCCCCUUCUCCGCCAUGUACGUCAUAGCCGUCUUGGGGAACUUCACCAUCCUGUUCAUCGUGAAGAGGGAGCUGAGCCUCCAUGGGCCCAUGUACUAUUUCCUCUGCAUGCUGGCCGUCACCGACCUGGUCCUGUGCACAUCCGUCAUGCCCAAAAUGCUGAGCAUCUUCUGGUUCAAUUCCAGGGAGAUCGAUUUCAGUGCCUGCCUCACCCAGCUGUACUUCAUUCACUGCUUCUCGGCAGUGGAGUCUGGGAUCUUUGUGGCCAUGGCUCUGGAUCGCUACGUGGCCAUCUGCCAUCCCCUGAGACAUUCCACCAUCCUGACAAACCCCAUGGUGGCCAAAAUUGGCCUGGCUGUGGUGCUGCGUGGUGGCAUGCUCGCACUGCCCUAUCCCUUCCUGGCGAGGCAAUGGCCAUAUUGCAGAACCAACAUCCUCCCCCAGCCAUACUGCCUGCACAUAACUGUGGUGAAUCUGGCCUGUGCAGACACCCGUGUCAGUAGUUACUACGGAUUCUUUGUGCUAUUCUGUGUGACGGGUCUGGAUGUGAUUUUUAUUGCCGGGUCCUAUAUCCACAUCCUCAGGGCCAUCUUCAACCUCUCCACAAAGGAUGCCCGGAUCAAGAUUUUUGGGACCUGUGGAUCCCAUCUCUUUGUCAUUUUAGCCUUUUACAUCCCCGGACUCUUCAUCUGCCUCAUGUAUCAGUUUGGCCAGAAUGUGUCCCUGCAUUUCGACAUUCUCAUUGCCAACAUUUACCUCUUGAUGGCCCCCAUGCUAAACCCCAUCAUCUAUGGGGUAAGGACCAAACAGAUCAGGGGCAGGCUGCUCAGCCUCUACACUCAUGGAGGGGACUAA
Molecule: messenger RNA, 948 nt
Organism: Chelonia mydas (Green sea turtle)
Lineage: Eukaryota; Metazoa; Chordata; Testudines; Cheloniidae
Product: olfactory receptor 52R1
Exons: 1
Coding region: 1-948 (315 amino acids)
Biological process (GO): G protein-coupled receptor signaling pathway
Cellular component (GO): membrane
Molecular function (GO): olfactory receptor activity; G protein-coupled receptor activity
Source: RefSeq, a predicted model, not a curated record